Messenger RNA from Phanerochaete carnosa HHB-10118-sp, 1376 nucleotides. RefSeq lists its product as uncharacterized. Bases 219 to 1304 code for a protein of 361 amino acids. Gene Ontology annotation, cellular component: membrane. The record is from RefSeq and is a predicted model, not a curated record. Gene Ontology annotation, molecular function: transmembrane transporter activity. The transcript has 10 exons. NCBI's taxonomy places the organism in Eukaryota, Fungi, Basidiomycota, Agaricomycetes, Polyporales, Phanerochaetaceae. Gene Ontology annotation, biological process: transmembrane transport.
ACUUGGACAGAUCUAACUUAGGUAAUGCCCGCUUGCAAGGUCUGCCACAGGAUGCUCUCGGGGGCGACCCCACCGGUACGCGCUUUGACUGGGUGAACUCAGCGUUCUUCUUUUCAUACAUUCUUUGUCCAAUACCCGUGACAAUUGCCGCCAAGUUGUUUCCACCUAAUCUAUGGAUCGGCUGUGCGGCGGUUGGCUGGGGGCUGUCCUCAACUCUGAUGUCCACGGGCUUCAACUUCGCGGGUCUCAUGGUCUGUCGCAUCUCGCUUGGAGCUUUCGAGUCUGCCUUUGGUCCUGGAAUUCCAAUCUAUAUGGCCAUGUGGUAUACGAAACAUGAGAUGGGCUUCCGCAUGGGGUACUGGUUUGGAUUUGCCGCGGUGGCGGGUGCAUUCGGUGGUUUGAUUGCCUUCGGCAUCCAACAUAUACACGCUGCUAUCUCCGACUGGCGACUGUUGUUCAUCGUUGAGGGCAUUCCUACAAUUUGCCUCGGACUGCUCACAAUAUGGAUAUUACCUGACCGUCCAGACAAGACAUCAUGCCUAACUGAGGCCGAGCGACGGCUCCAGCUCGAGCGAAUGAACCGAGGUCUCCGGGCAGAUGUUGGUAGGACGAUCAAUAAGGCGCAUAUUAAGGCUGCUUUUAAAGAUUGGAGGAUGUAUAUGGCCGGUGUCAUAUUCUUUGGAGCGAAUUGUUCGCUGGCUUCAAUCUCUGCUUUUCUGCCCACAAUCAUCUCGGAAUUCGGAGUCACCGACGCUCGUGCACAGUUACUUACAGUUCCACCGUAUGCCGUCUCCGCUGUCGUUUUAUGCUUGGUAUCGUUUGCCAGCGAUCGCCUCCAAAGUCGCGGGCUCUACGUUGCGCUAGCCAGUGUUCUCGGAGCUGUAGGCUACCUGAUCCUCCUCCUAGCGGCACACAACAUUCACGUCCGCUACUUUGCUACAUUCUGUAUCACGAGCGGGACCUAUACGAUCAUUGGCAUCCUUAUCACUUGGUUCGCGCACAACCUUGGGUCGGAGACGAAACGGGCAACAGGCGUCCCGCUUUACCAGGCCAUUGGUCAGUUCGGCAGUAUCCUGGGAAGCCAUCUUUUCCCCGCAAGCGAGGGCCCGCGGUACACGAAAGGUUUCGCCGUUUCCUGCGCAUUAGAGUUCUUGUGCGUGUUGGCCGCUAUUAUCCUGACGGUAUCGUAUCGAAUUGAUAACCACCAGCGCGAUUGUAAGUAUGGUAAGGUGGAGAACACAGAUGCGACCGUAGACACGCGUGAACUUGCAGACAAGGCUCCUAUGUUCCGUUACGUCCCUUAAGGAGGCGGGAUAGAUUCUCUCGAUGCCUAGCUUGCUUUUCUGCUAUCAUUUUCAUCGUCAUCCUGUUGUAAU